AUGUUCAAAUCAGACCGUAUAUUGAUACCAAGAAGUCUUCGACAGCAGUUUAUCGAAAAACUUUAUACAGCACACUUGGGAGUAGAUUACACCAUUCGGGCGGCACGUGAAUCUAUGUAUUGGCCAGGAAUGGCAGAGCAGAUUACGAACUUUGUACGGAAUUGUGAAGUAUGCAUGACGUUCAGCGCUAGUCAAGCAAGAGCACCUAUGAGUACACAUCAGAUACCUGAUUUUCCUUUUCAACGUGUAAAUAUCGAUCUCGGCGAAGUGAAGAAGGACGGAAAAAAGUUCCACAUGAUGGUCAUGGCAGAUAGUUUUUCUGAUUUCAUUGAAGUAGAUUUCCUGAAAGAUACCAAAACACCAACGAUCAUCCAAAUUUGCAAGCGUCAUUUUGCUAGGCAUGGAGUACCCGAGAUUAUCGUGACGGACAAUGGUCCACAGUUUAAUAAUGAGGAAUGGUGUGAUUUCGGGAAGGUUUGGGGUUUUGAACACGUCACGUCAGCACCGUACCAUGCCCAAGGAAAUGGUAAAUCCGAGUCAGCCAUCAAAUCUAUGAAGCAAUUGUAUCGAAAAUGCUCGAAAAGUGGCACUGAUUUCUGGAAAGCCCUAUCACAACAUCGAAAUACUCCCAAUGCAAUUGGAUCCAGCCCAAACCAACGCUUGUUUUCAAGGGACACGCGAAACGAAAUACCUCGGAUCACAAAUAAAUUACAACCUCCAAAGUCUGCAGCAGUGAAACAACGUAUUACUGAGAAGAGACAAGUGACCAAAGCAAGUUAUGACAAGCGUUCCAAGGAAUUACCAAAAUUGCGGGUGGGAGACGAUGUAUUCGUGCAGCGUCGACCAGAUAUUAUAUCGGACUGGGAGAAAGCUACUCUUGUUAGGCAACUUCCAGACAGAUCAUGUGAAGUGAAAACACAAGACGGUGGUAUAUUUCGUCGAAGUGCUACGCAUGUGAAACCCGGUCAGAAUGUUUAUGUUCGAGGAAAUGGAGACAGAAGCGAUUCUGAUCAGAAUACACAUGAGAGUUCAACGAAUCGUGUCUUUGACCAAUACAAUCGCAAUGAACGGGAUAACGCUGAGCCAUCUUCUACUGGAAACGAUAAAGCCAGCACAUCGAGUGAGGAGGUAGACCAACAACCAAUGGAGCUGACAGCGCGUGGAGGUCGACCUAAAAGAGAAAUCAGAAUUCCUACAAGAUUUUCAGAUUUUGUCACCUAA
Toxorhynchites rutilus septentrionalis is the source of this 1221-nucleotide messenger RNA. RefSeq lists its product as uncharacterized. The record is from RefSeq and is a predicted model, not a curated record. Gene Ontology annotation, biological process: DNA integration. NCBI's taxonomy places the organism in Eukaryota, Metazoa, Arthropoda, Insecta, Diptera, Culicidae. Bases 1 to 1221 code for a protein of 406 amino acids. The transcript has a single exon. Gene Ontology annotation, molecular function: nucleic acid binding.